UUUACCGUUUUUGAGCAGCGUAACGGUCGGUAGACGGCGUGCGUUUUGAACACGUUCAACAAAAACAUCACAUUUCAGAGAUAAGUUAGUCGGUUAAACAACUUAAAAGCUCUAAAUUAUGCGGCUUUCCUUUUUGCUGGAUUUGAAACAAAGUUUUCAUAACUUUGCUUGCCAUUAGUCAUAGUUUAAACCGCUUUUACAAUGUAGAAAGAACCUGAUUCAUGAUUUUGAAGACAUCAGUAGUUUCUAUAGGUGAGAAAAUGUUUUGCACAAUGGCUAUCGACUGAAAUGAUUCGGAGACCAAAUGCAGACAUUGCCUUUCAGCUGUGUACACCGCUCCUUUGCUAGAAAAAUCCUCUUGAUACUCGAACUCUUUGUCAAGCAGUUUUGAAACAGUAGGUGUUUUUUUCGUUUUCUCAGCGGACUCUAUCUUUGUGUUGCAAGUAAGAAAAAACAGUAGCACAGAUGCCCGCAGGAACAUUGCGAUGGCAUGUUUUAGCGCGGUGUCAUGGUAAGCUUUAGCUGCCAUAGUCUAGUAACAAUUACAGGGAAACUUUCGAUGCUAUUAGAACAAUCAUUUUAUGUACAAUGUACAAAAAAAGCAGAGCACAAGUCCACCCUCACUGUUCAUGCAACCAGCCAAGUUACAAUACUUUUCAGCGCAGACAUUUGAAUUUCAGAGAAAACGUAGAGCAUGAUUAGUUAGUAUGAAUAUACGGAAUUGUUUGUAAAACAAUUAGAGGUCAUAGUCUAAACUAGCUUGUCCUUUGGAAUCUUGAACUGUGCUCGUGAUACCACGAGGCUCUCCCCGUGUCUGCAAAGCGUCUUCCUCUCUCUCAGCGAAAGAAACUAGAGACAAACUUUUGAAACCUUAAGUGGACAACUGGAACUGCUGAGUCAUUGGACAAUUAGCAUUAGUGAAUACUGCCGUCCUUCGACGUCCAAUUCAACCCUAGAAAGAUUACAGAACAACUACUCCAACUAUGAGCAACAACAGCAGCAUCUUAUGAAACCCACUCUAUCCAAGUCGUCGUGCUGGGGAGAUUGUCAGGUGUGUGGUGAUCGGGCAACAGGAAAGCACUAUGGAGUCAUAGCAUGCGAAGGCUGCAAAGGAUUUUUCAAACGAAGUGUGAGGAAUAAAUUGAUUUACACAUGUAGGGCUAAAGGCUGCUGCAUUAUCGAUAAAGUUCAAAGGAAUCGCUGCCAGAGGUGUCGCCUUGAAAAAUGCUUUAAAGCGGGGAUGAAUCAAAGCGCUGUGCAAUGUGAACGAAAACCACUAAUGAUUUCUCCUCCGAUGUCUAUGACAAGCAAUCGAACGAUGGUUGACGAAAAAAGGAAAUGCUACCAUAAUGUAGAGGACAGCAUAAUGCCCAUUACUCCGCCUGCCUCAUUAUGUGAUCCUACGUCUCCACAUGGCAACUUUAACGAGAUAGUGGACAUACUGGGCCCACAGCACGCCGAAUUUAAACUCUUUAUCCCCUCAUUAGCUGCUCGUGACUUUUCAAUGGACUACAUCCAUGAGUUUGCUACUAGGCUGCUGUUUGUAUCUGUUGACUGGUGCAGGAGCAUAAGUUCAUUCCGAAGUCUUAGGAAACCUGACCAGAUUGCUCUACUGCAGAAAUCAUGGCCCGAAAUUUUUUUAAUCGGCAUUGCUCAGUUUGUUGAAAGAUUUCCAUUUUCUCCACUAUUCGCCUAUGCUGCUGCAGAUUUAAGGCAAACAAGCGAAGAACGUAGGGAUCAAGGGGUAGUGCGUCCCAUUCCAAAACAUUCUAAGUUUGACAAUGUUAUGGUUGUGAAAAACUUCGUGUUCAGCUUUGCAAGAAUGGAAUUGGACUCAAUGGAGUUUGCAUAUGUAAAGGCUAUCGUUCUGUUUAAUGCAGAUCCUCAUAUCCCAGUUGCGGAUCCUAAACAGAUCGAAAUUUUACAGGAACAGUCUCACUGCGCUUUCAAGCGAUAUAUGGACAAUAAAUAUCCUACCCAGCCCGAGCGAUUUGCUAAAGUGUUGCUAAAAUUACCAUCUAUUCGUGCCAUAGAUAAAUCGAGUAUUGAAGAGCUAUUCUUUGCUUCUCUCAUCGGUAAAGUGCGUAUAUCUGACAUUAUGGAUAACAUUGUAGCACAAACGCAUGAUUUUUAAAAACAUUUCGUAAUGUACAGAUGUAUAGAAAUUUCAAUAUCAGUAGUUAGAAAUAUUUAUCUCAUGACAAUCUAUA
This is a messenger RNA of Exaiptasia diaphana, 2210 nucleotides long. RefSeq names its product orphan steroid hormone receptor 2. Gene Ontology annotation, molecular function: nuclear receptor activity; RNA polymerase II cis-regulatory region sequence-specific DNA binding; zinc ion binding. The record is from RefSeq and is a predicted model, not a curated record. NCBI's taxonomy places the organism in Eukaryota, Metazoa, Cnidaria, Anthozoa, Actiniaria, Aiptasiidae. Bases 1007 to 2134 code for a protein of 375 amino acids. The transcript has 4 exons. Gene Ontology annotation, biological process: cell differentiation; regulation of transcription by RNA polymerase II; anatomical structure development.